Zymoseptoria tritici IPO323 is the source of this 1284-nucleotide messenger RNA. RefSeq lists its product as uncharacterized. Lineage: Eukaryota; Fungi; Ascomycota; Dothideomycetes; Mycosphaerellales; Mycosphaerellaceae. The transcript is spliced from 2 exons. The record is from RefSeq and is a predicted model, not a curated record. The coding region runs from base 1 to 1284 and encodes 427 amino acids.
AUGCUUUCCAAAUUCAUCCUUGCGGCAGCCACUGCAUGUGGUCUAUUCGUCUCGUCCGUCAACGGACACAUGGUCAUCUAUUCUCCUGUUCCAUACGGCCAGGACUCCCUCACCAACAGCCCUCUCGAGAACGACGGAUCCGAUUUUCCCUGCAAGCAGCGCUCCGGCGUCUAUGAUAUCACGAAGAUGAACGAGAUGCCCGUUGGUGUUCCUCAAACGCUAGCCUUCAUGGGCGGUGCCACCCACGGUGGUGGUUCUUGCCAGGUCUCGGUCACCCUGGACAAGGAGCCUACGAAAGACAGCGAGUGGAAGGUCAUCCACUCGAUCGUCGGCGGGUGUCCAUCCAACUACAGCGAGAACUUGUCACAGGAUGCAAACGGCAAGAACUCGGCCAUCUUCCAGUUCUCGGUGCCGAAGGGAAUGCCGAAUGGAGAGUACACACUUGCGUGGACUUGGUUCAACAAGAUCGGAAACCGCGAAAUGUACAUGAACUGUGCUCCUAUAUCUGUCACUGGAGGCUCCAGCAACAACGACGUGUACAAUUCCCUUCCGACCAUGUUCGUGAUCAACAUGCCGAGAGAGGAGUGUGCUACGAGCGAAAUGGAAGACUUCGUGUUUCCCGACCCUGGCCUGUACGUCGAGACAGCACAGCAGACUGCGUUGGGAAGCAAAACUUCCGGAAGCAAUUGCGCCGCCGUCACUGCCAAGGGCGCCGGCAAGGGUUCCGCUGGCUCACCCGCUCAGCCCACCGGCGGCUACGGCUCUGCUCCCGCCGGCUCCGACGCCCCCUCGUCAGGAAACGGCAGCGAUACUGGCAACGCGGCGCCUCCUGGUGCUCAAGGCUCCUCUCCCGCUCCGACUGCUCCUCCCCUUUAUCCCUUCCGUGGUGGCUCCAAGGGUGUGGUGAACGGACCGGGAUCCGAUACGAAACCCAUCACUGCCUCUCAAGAGGCUUCCGCGCCAGCAGGCACCCCUGCCGCCGCUCCUCCGACUGAGAACUCUCCCAGCGGAAGCUCUGCCCCUCCCACAUACAACACACCAAGCGAUAGCGCUGCGCCCUCGGGCAAUACUACCUCGUCGGGCGACUGCAGUGGAGGCGCAGUUUCUUGCCCCAACCCCGGUGCGGUGGUCUGCAUAGGAAGCAGUCAAUGGGGUCUCUGCGACAUCAACAACUGCGCUGUCCCUCGAGAGCUGUCCGCCGGGACCUCGUGCGCAGCUGGCGUUGUCAGCAAACGAAGCGCGGGACACCUUCGCAGGCACGUCCACCAUGUCCGCAGCUACUAG